This is a messenger RNA of Fulvia fulva, 690 nucleotides long. Its product is annotated as Low glucose sensor SNF3. Bases 1 to 690 code for a protein of 229 amino acids. The transcript is spliced from 3 exons. The record is from RefSeq and is a predicted model, not a curated record. Gene Ontology annotation, molecular function: carbohydrate:proton symporter activity. Gene Ontology annotation, cellular component: membrane. Lineage: Eukaryota; Fungi; Ascomycota; Dothideomycetes; Mycosphaerellales; Mycosphaerellaceae. Gene Ontology annotation, biological process: carbohydrate transport; transmembrane transport.
AUGGCACUACCACCAAAGGUCUACCAGGUCCUCGUGGGCGUCUUUGCGGCGCUGGGAUCGUUCCUCUAUGGAUAUGACCUGACCAUCGUUGCCGAAGUCAUCUCAAGUGGAUCGUUCCUGCGCGAGUUCAACCCUAGCACUGCAGAGUUGAGUCUUGUUGCAUCGAUGUUGACUGCAGGAGCAUUCUUCGGAGCAUCGAUCGCAGGUCUCAUCUCGGAUCGAUUCGGACGGCGAUGGACCAUCGCGGUUGGUGGACUGGAUUUUUGUCUGGGAGAUGGUCUGCAGACCGGUGCUGAGAGCUAUGCCAUGGUCAUUGCUGGCAGACUCAUCGCUGGGUUGGCUAUCGGUGUUCUGGUCAUGGUAGUACCAAUAUACCAAGCCGAGCUGGUCCAUCCUGACAUUCGAGGCUUCGUCACCGGACUUGUUCAAUUUAUGCUCGGCGUUGGUGGCAUCGUCAGCUCCUGGCUCAGCUACGGUACCUACGUCUCCUUCAGCGACGACCGUCAGUGGCGCAUUCCAUUCGGUGUCCAGAUGGUGCCAGCAGUGAUCAUCGCUACCAUGAUCUUCCUCUUUCUCGAGUCACCGCGAUACCUCAUCAGUCAAGGCAAGACGGAAGAGGGAUUGCGCACACUUGUCAGAUUGCAUGCGAAUGGAGAUUUGAAGCGAUCCUUGGGUAUUGGCCGAGUAUGA